AUUUUGGUUCAGCUUUCGGAAGCUUUCCAAUUCGCGAUGCCAGAGGCCAUGGAUGCUGACUCCCAAUUGAAGCGCGUGCCAGCUGAAGCACGUGUCACGCCCAUCAAGCGGCUUGAGGAGGCCUUGGAAAAGUCAACCCCACCUCCGUUGCGCACUCUAGAAGGUACCUCGAAGAUGUCAGAGAAGCUUGCUGACAUUCGCAGAUCAGCACAGGACUUGAAAGCACGUGCGUUGACGCGGGUGAAGGAGCCCGAGUUUCAGAAGUUGACGAUUUCCACAACUGGUGGGGUCAUCGUCCUCGGAGCCACCGGUGGUGCUUUCGGCAUUGCCUCUGGAGUAGUCGUUGGUUCGGCCGUCGGGCUGGCUCCAGCACUUGCCACGUUUGGCCUCUCAAUUCCUGCCGGGGCACUAUGUGGAGGAGUUGCAGGUCUCCUGCUUGGCAGCACUGUUGGUGGGACCGCAGGCGGAGCUGGUGGUUAUUGCGUCUACAAGUACAGGGUUCAAAUCAAGGAUGGCAUCGUUCAAGUGAAGGUAAAGGCCGUCAAAUUUGUGUCUGACGGCUGUGAGAAGGCCAAAGGCACUGCUUCAUCCGCAAAACUCAUGAUCCAAAACAGGGCGGCACAAGCUACAGAGAAGGCAGAGUUUGCCAUGGCCAUUGCCAAGGAGAAGUCUGGUGUGGCUGCAGCACUCGCCAAGGCCAAGGCUGGAGAGGCGUGGAACUUUACCACCGGCACCCGCUCCGGUGUCUCUUCCGCAAUGGCUGUGCUUGGUGGGACAAUGGGUUCCACAGCUGGCGGCGUGUGUGGUGCACUAGCGGGUGGAGCUGUUGGAAUGGUGCCGGCCCUUUUCACCUUUGGUCUGUCGAUCCCGGUUGGCGCUUCCAUCGGCCUCGUGGCUGGAGCGACCACUGGGGGUGGCGCAGGUGCUGUCAGCGGUGGUGCGCUUGGCUUCGCAGGCUUCACCUACCGAGACGACAUCAAGAGGUCGGCAAACUAUUUGUGCAGGAAGUCUAUGGACUCUGCUGAACAGGUGAAGAACAGUGUCAAGUCCUUGGUAGGAGCAGGCACUGGAGGAACUGCUUGAUGCAGCUUGGCUGACAAUUAUAUAGAACAUAUUUGAACAAUCUUCUUGAGCUUCGCUACUAGGAGCAAGGACGCUAUGAGUAGCUCCGGCUCCAGGCAUUAGUCUUAGUACUAGUAACAAGAAGCUACUAGGAACAAGGGGCAUCGCUACUAGGAGCAAGGAUGCUAUUAGUUUUGCUUGCUCCACAGACAUCGGGAGCUCACGACAGGUUUUGAUCUACAAGGGUCGCGGCUCAUUUUCCAAAGUCACACCCGCACUCACCCGUUCAAGGACGUAUGGCCUUAGUGGCCCUUUUGCAUUUUGCUGGUUCGCUGUUUUGCCGUUGUGUUGAUUGUGGCUGUUUUCCGUUCACAACUGUUUGGCUUGCAGCGCAAGCUGAAGAAGCCUGUGCUGAUCUCCUGGCGCAGUUGGGGGGGCCUAACAUUUGGCCAGCCGCGAAUGACUUACAGCCUUCAUGCUUGAAAAGCAAGACCGUUUGUAUCAUGCUGGGCCUGCACAAAUUCCCAUCUUGCCACAUGUUUGCC
Molecule: messenger RNA, 1607 nt
Organism: Durusdinium trenchii
Lineage: Eukaryota; Dinophyceae; Suessiales; Symbiodiniaceae
Source: the annotation of a GenBank genome assembly